Messenger RNA from Strongylus vulgaris, 261 nucleotides. NCBI's taxonomy places the organism in Eukaryota, Metazoa, Nematoda, Chromadorea, Rhabditida, Strongylidae. The record is from the annotation of a GenBank genome assembly.
AUGGCAGAGAUCGAUUUCGCUUUUGCACGAUACGAAAGAGUUGGUUAUGUAAGUGAUCCUGUCGAACUACUUCUUCGAGACAGCUACUCCUCGCUAAGGAGUCUCCGUGAUCACGGUUACAAGAGACCCUAUAGACAGAUCCAAAAGCGACGCUUUUCCUCUUUCCCUUCCUUCUAUAGUAACACACUUGGGCUUGGGGAUAGUCCGUAUGAUCAAAGACUUGCUGUACCAUACACCGAUCUUCUUUUCAAUGGACGGUGA